GCUCUCAUUGAAUGCACAUUUCGAGUCCAACGCUUUCACUUGAUUGGAUCUCUCUCUCUCUCUGCCAUUACCAAAUCAUCAAAAUCCCACAGAAUCUAACUCCAUUCAAUUCCUUCUUCUUUUUAUCUUAAUCCAAAUCCUCUUUGUUAAUUUAAGUUUCUUUUUUUUCUGAAAGAAAAAACGUUCUUAUGGCCGAUCAGCUCAGCUUAUUAUGCAGGAGUUCCUUCAAUUUGUAAUGCAAUCAGUUGAUGACAGUAAAGAAACGAAGAAGAGUUUGAAGCGAUCAAGAUCAUUGUCCCCUCGGGAUAUGCCUGUGACCGACUGCACUGCUAUGCAAACUAUUGACGAUUGCAUUCUUUUCCCUGUUGAAGAGAUAGUCCAAUCACCAUUGCCUGGAUACGUAGCGCCUACCUCUGUUAGUUUUAGUCCGGAUGAUAGUUUGAUAGCUUUUCUAUUUAGUCCCGAUCACACUUUGAGCAGAAAGGUUUUCACUCUUGAUCUCAAUGCUGGCAAACAAGAGCUAUUUUUCUCUCCCCCGGAUGGUGGGCUUGAUGAGAGUAAUAUAUCGCCGGAAGAGAAGUUGAGGAGAGAGAGGUCAAGGGAGCGUGGGCUGGGAGUCACACGUUAUGAAUGGGUGAAGACUAUCUCGAAGAAGAAAACUAUUAUGGUGCCUUUACCUGGAGGGAUUUAUUUCCAGGAGUUUUCUGAUUCAAAACCAGAGCUCAAGCUUCCAAGCAUGUCAUCAUCACCGAUCAUCGAUCCACAUCUUUCCCCAGAUGGCACUAUGCUUGCUUACAUAAGAGAUUAUGAGCUGCAUGUUCUGAAUCUCUUGUACACUGAACAAAGACAAUUAACAUUUGGCGCCAAUGGGGACAUUCUGACUCAUGGACUUGCUGAGUAUAUAGCUCAGGAGGAGAUGGAUCGAAAAACUGGGUAUUGGUGGUCACUAGAUAGCAAGUUCAUUGCAUUUACGGAGGUUGAUUAUUCUGAGAUACCUCUUUUUAGAAUUAUGCACCAAGGUAAAAGCUCAGUUGGUCCAGAGGCAGAGGAAGACCAUGCAUAUCCUUUUGCAGGAGCUUCAAACGUCAAAGUUCGCCUUGGGGUGGUGUCCACUGCUGGUGCUUCUGUCACUUGGAUGGAUCUUUUCUGUGGGGGAUCAAACUUCGAUGACGAAUAUUUGGCUAGAGUCAACUGGAUGCAUGGAAAUGUUCUUACAGCACAAGUCUUGAAUAGGUCUCACUCCAAAUUAAAGAUCCUUAAGUUUGAUAUCAAGACAGGCCAAAAUAAUGUUGUCAUGGUUGAAGAACUAAAACCUUGGAUUAAUCUGCAUGACUGCUUUACACCUCUGGACAGAGGAGCCACCAGAUAUUCUGGGGGGUUCAUCUGGGCAAGUGAAAGAACAGGAUACAGACAUCUUUAUCUGCAUGAUGCUAAUGGGACUUGCUUAGGACCCAUUACAGAGGGUGACUGGAUGGUUGAACAAAUUGCUGGUAUAAAUGAGGCUGCAGGGCUUGUGUAUUUCACUGGAACUCUUGAUGGACCUUUGGAAUCACACCUUUAUUAUACUAGACUAUGCCCAGAUGAAAAUUCUACUUUGCAAGCUCCCAUCAGAUUGACUCAUGGCAAGGGAAAACAUGUGGUUGUGCUUGAUCACCACAUGCGGAAGUUUGUUGAUAUUUAUGAUUCUCUUGAUUCUCCCCCUAGAGUUUUGCUUUGCAACUUGAUUGAUGGAAGUGUAAUAAUAUCUCUUUAUGAGCAACCAUUCACCAUUCCCAGGCUUAAAAGGCUUCAACUUGAGCCUCCAGAGAUAGUUCAGAUACAGGCAAAUGAUGGUACCAUACUAUAUGGGGCUAUAUAUAAGCCUGAUGCUGCAAGAUUUGGUCCUCCACCGUACAAAACCUUGAUCAGUGUGUAUGGUGGUCCUAGUGUACAGCUCGUAUGUGAUUCAUGGAUAAACACAGUUGAUAUGAGAGCACAAUACUUGAGGAGCAAAGGCAUUUUAGUUUGGAAGUUAGAUAAUAGAGGAACGGCUAGACGUGGACUGAAGUUUGAAGGCUGUCUCAAAAACAACAUUGGCCGUGUUGAUGCUGAGGAUCAGCUUACUGGAGCUGAAUGGCUAAUCAAACAAGGGCUAGCAAAAGCUGGCCAUAUUGGGUUUUACGGUUGGAGCUAUGGUGGUUAUCUCUCGGCUAUGACCUUGGCUAGGUUUCCUGAUGUUUUUCAAUGCGCUGUCUCUGGUGCUCCUGUUACAUCAUGGGAUGGAUAUGACACAUUUUACACCGAGAAGUACAUGGGAUUGCCUUCUGAGGAUGCUGAAAGUUAUGAGUAUAGCUCUGUGAUGCACCAUGUGAAUAAGAUGAAAGGAAGGCUGCUAUUGGUUCACGGCAUGAUUGAUGAAAAUGUACAUUUUAGGCACACUGCGAGGCUUGUUAAUGCACUUGUGGCAGCUAGAAAGUCGUAUGAGCUGUUGAUUUUUCCAGAUGAACGUCACAUGCCACGCCGUCACAGAGACCGAAUUUAUAUGGAAGAGAGGAUAUGGGAAUUCAUAGAGAGGAGCUUGUGAGCCAAUCAAUCUUUACAUAGAGCAAAGUUGACGCUGGUACUCUGCCAAAUGCUAUGCAUUGAUGAAGAUCCAGUGUGACUGAUGCUUUCUACUGAAAGGGAUUCGGAGAGUGUGGGGUUGAAUACUUGCGGGGGCCCAACCUCAUCAUUUCAUUCAACAUAGCUACAGAGGUAUUUAGGAAGGAGGGUAGCAUGGCCAAGUUCUGAUCAACGCAUGAAAUGGGUGGCAAUGACUUAGUACUUGCUAUGUUUUGUCUAUUCGCUGAGUGGAGGAGAAGCAUAAGAUACGUAUAAUAGGUACAGCAAAAGAUGGAUUGGAAUGCUUUUUGUUCGUGCUUGCCCGCACCCCUCUUUCAUUGCAUAGACUUGCAACUUCCCAUUAGGCUGAUUUUAUUAUCUAUUUUGUAGCUUCAAACAUACAAGUCUAUUACUUAUCUAUAUGCAAUUUCCUUUCAUCUUUGUCUCGAAGUGUACGAGGGGACGAGAGGGGAGUGCCGAGUGCGGCACACAUUUUUCAACGAAUGAGAUUGAAAUUUCUUGUUAA
Messenger RNA from Theobroma cacao (cacao), 3106 nucleotides. RefSeq names its product prolyl oligopeptidase family protein. Gene Ontology annotation, biological process: proteolysis. NCBI's taxonomy places the organism in Eukaryota, Viridiplantae, Streptophyta, Magnoliopsida, Malvales, Malvaceae. The record is from RefSeq and is a predicted model, not a curated record. Gene Ontology annotation, molecular function: serine-type peptidase activity; dipeptidyl-peptidase activity.